UGCGCUAUUUUGAAUAAGUGCGCGUCGCCCUGUUUGUUCGGUUCACGGCUCUAUCUAGUGCUAUGUGUGAAUUACAGCAGUGUCGCUGAAACGUUUGUUAAUAGAAACAUUAUAAAAACAGUUUCGUAUAAAUAAGGUCAUUUCUCAGGAGUACGCAAGAGCCGAAAAGGAAGAAUGAAAUGUCUAAAAACAGAUGAGUACGUACAACGGAUAUCCUCUAUAAAGGACACUGUUCUUCUUCAUGAUGAGUUGAAGAAACACGUGAAUGAAGAUCUUGGACCUUGGGGGCGAACAGUUUGUGACCGGAUUAUUCGAGCAUGCAACCAGAGGCUUGGCAGUGGACCUCUACAGCCAGAUCAUCAAGGGCGUCUGGUGGAUCUUGUAGAGUUGGCAGUAAAAGGUUAUGGCUUGAAUGCUGACCCUGCUGUAUCGGGAUGCCCACUUUACCUUGAGAAAAUAAUCUUCCACAUCUUGCAGAAGUUGGUUAGUCAAGGAGCUCAUGGCCCAGCCAGUCGACUUGGGGAGCUCAUGUACCACAGACUGCAGACAUACUCCACAGAGGCUGAAGCCUUGAGUGUCCUUGUGCGGAACUGCUUUGCAGUGCUAUGGAACGGUCUCUUGACCCCGGGCUCUCGAGCACCCAGCAUUCCUCCCAGGGACAGACUCAGGUGGCAGCUGCAGGCUCUGCUUUUCCGUCUAAUGGAAGGGACAUCCAACACAUCUAAAGUACCCUUGUUUGUGGAGGAGGUGGUAGGCGAGUUUGAACGAGCAUGUGGUGGACUAUCUCAGGAUGAUGCAGCGUUUUUGCUUUCUGAACUACAGAUGCGUUUUCUCAGCCCCCCUCUUGGGGAGAAUGCAGGUGGGGACUGUGUGCAGAUGCUGCCUUUCCUGGCUGUGAGAUGUCAGGUGAUCUUUAAAGUUUGCAAGCUCCUGUGUAAGGGAAAGUUCUGGACUGAGGCCUCCGGUCUGGUGGACAGCGCUGUGGCCAUGGUCCGACGACUUUGUGACAUUUUGUGCCCAUCUUUAGGCCUCGCAGCUCAUGCGGUGCAGCUGCAAUGUGCCCUUACAUCUGGGGAUGAAUGUAGUAAAGCUUUCACAGACUGUGCUCGUAUCCUUAGAGGGCUACCUGCUACAAUGCGAGACAUAGAAGCUCACACACUGCUUGAAGCAUGUCAGUUGGUCGUCUGGGCAAUAGAGGCAGGACAGACUAAGGGAAUGGACCGGACUACACUGCUGGCCUGUUUUUCCUUUUUGGAAGAAUAUCAGGAGAUUUUGCUCAAACAGCAGAAGACCUCGUUCUCACAGCAGCUGCAGUAUUCGCUGUGCUUUUGUCUGUACCAGGGUUUCAUUAGCACCUAUGACAGUCUGCAUUCCUCACAGGAGUCAGUUAUUGAAUCUCUAGACAGAGUUCUGUUGUACUGCCAAGCAACAGCAGGGCGCAUGAUGACUGAACUACGCAGACUUUCGAACGACAACUUCUUACUGAAAGCAGUUUGUGCAGUGAAUAAUGUGGUGUAUGAGUUAUUUAACCGAAAGUUAUAUGAAGAGGCUUUUGGCCUGGCUGAGAUUAUGUGUCAGGAGUUAAGAAAGGACUGCCCUGCCUCUCUGCCUGUGGAAAGAGUGAACCGCUGCUUCAUGCUGGUGGUGCAGUGUAGUCGACGUGUGUCUCAAAUGGAGAAAGCUCUGGAUUGGGUGGUUAGUUGGAUUCAGGUUCUGGGUGCUCGGGUUCUUGAUCACAUUGCGGAGCCAGUUUCCCUAUGGGUCAAGACAAAGUGUGAUGCUGCCCGUGCAGGAGAGGAAGACACACGUCUUAGGACUUUAAGAGAUGGUUUAGGAGCCACCUUAAUAGAUGAGGAGGUAUUGUUGCGUCUGCUGGAAGAAGAGCUGCGUCUUUAUAAGGACCAGACUGGGGACACGGCACAAGAACGCUAUAACACACUGUGUGAUCUUCUUGAUAUCUGUCAUGAAGACACCACACACACUCUUAGGCGUGCUUCUUACCUGUGUGAGAUGGCUCAGGUAGUGUGUUACCAGGACUUCAGCCAACAGACAGACUGUUCUGCAGUUGAUUUUACCCAUGAGGCUUUACGGCUGUUGGACGAGGAGCAAGAGACAGCAGAGAAUGCUGAUAGGCUGAACGAUGAGAAGGCAUACGCUUCUUUGUGGCUGUACAUCUGCACACUUGAGGCCAACCUGCAGGAGGCAUUGGAUACAGAGAAGCGAUUGCGUGAGGUGCAGGAGGGCAUUACUACUGGGAAUUUGGAUCCUGUUCCCACUAAUGAUCUGGAGUAUGAAGACAAACAGAAGACACAGGACAGCCAGCUAGUGUACGAUGGCCUCCGCUUCAAUUUGGUGGCACACAAUAAGCGUAGCAAACCAUUGGAUCGGUGUUUAUCUCUCUGGAGAAGUCUGCUGAAGGAGGGAAAAGUACCAGCAGUGAGAGACCCCACAAACACUGCUUAUUCCAUUUCUCUCAUGGCUUCUCUCUACACACUCAUGGGCAAGCCACUGCAAGCUCUAGAAGGUUAUCAGCUCUCUGCAGCUCUCUUCCGGCUCCUUGGAGAUGGGCAGAACAGUGCUGGUGCGUUUUGCCAGUCUGCCAGACUAUUAUUGGACCUUGGCUCUCCACAGCUUUCCCAGGUGCAGCUAGAGCAGGCAGAGCAGUGUUUGGCUGCAGAAUCAGGCUCUGAGGCUGUGACUGUCAUCUCAGUCACAAUCACACUGCUGAGAGCUCAACUCUACUACGCUUUAGGCGAGGUGAAGCGUGGUGUGUGCAGUCUGAGUGAGGUGUUAAAGCAAACAGCACAGCAUCACUCAAAAAGCUGGUACAUGCUGAAAGCUCGAGCCUUACAGGUAGCCAGUGCCUACCUCAGCCUGGACACAAGCAAGCUCCAAACACUCAUCCGCCAGACAAUCAUCCAGCGUGGUGUGAAGACUCCAGACACUGCCCAGUAUGAAGGUUUGAAGCUGUUAUGUAGUCUGGUAAUGAGUUUGCUGGGCAAUGGCUUUUAUGGAGCACCUGCUCCCAACGUGGACACUCGCUUUGUAGAUCGAGGAGACAGUGUGGUAUUUAAGUGGCUUUUGCUGGGUGAAGUGUUGCUCUGCUCUGAGAGGAUGGUGCAAAUCAGAAGCAGCAGUGGAGCGGCUCAUGAGGCUAAAGCUCAGUGCCUGGAGGCUCUGAAGCUCGCCACCAAACUACACACCCUUAGCCACUGUGCUGAACUGCUGGUGCUGAAGGCCGAGUUGGAGCUGAUGAAGGGCUCAAGUGAGGCCAGUACUUUAGAUUUGGAGCAAGUCAGACACUUACUGGAUGAUGGCACAGAUUUUGGCCAGAGUCAACAAAAAAAAUCAGAGGUGAAAAUAAAACCUCGUAAAGGACGGCCAGCUGUGGCAACUCCUGCCCCUCAAACCUCAGCAGAAGAUGAGGAUAUAGAUGGCCUCCUGAGCUCUCGCUCAUUAGGCCGGGAGCCAGUGGAUGGACUCUCUGACUUGGGUCAGGAUGCUUCACCUACUCUGAAGCCCAAACGGCAGCGUGCACUGUCUUGUCUGACUCAUGGAGAGAGCUGCUCUUGUUCGUGUUGUAGUGAACCCACCCUGGUUCGUGUCAGCGUCCUUUGGGCCCUGGUUCAGGCUGAUCUUCAAAAAGAACUGCAGUACUCCUGUAGAUUACGGCAUUUUGCUAAGUUGCGCUGCAGUAGCAUCACUGCUAAAAUACAGUCUCGUCUGAAAACACUGAUUUCCUCAAAUUUCUCCCCCCGCCAGUCUCUAGUUCCUUCUAUGCUGCAGGCAGAGGUUGCUAGGCUGCACUUGGGCACUGUGCUGACUCAGCUACACUGUGGGGCUGGGGAGAAGGAAAAGGCAGCUUCCCUAUGGGAAGAGAUAGAAGCAGGGCUACAGGCUGUAGAGGAUAAAGGGGCCCUGUGUCCAGAGCUGGGACCUCUUAGGGCUGCUCUUCUGGGGGCGAAGGCUGUAGUAUGUUGCUUGGCCUUGGCAGGAAAAAAACAAUGUAGUCCUGAUGAUCUGUUCUCUGCAGUGUGGGGGUGGAAUCCAUCACUCACUGCCGUGGCCUUGAAGAUCAAAACGCAGCUCAAACAGCAGAACAGGCUGAAGAGCUCUGGUGAUGGUGACCAACUUAAUCCAGCUGCAAAGACAUCUGCUAAGACCCUCCCGGCAAGCCAGCGCAACACCUAUCUAGAGCAAGGAUCUAACAAAACAGAGAUAUCUGCAGCUAUGUCCAAGAAGGCCAAAGACCCUGUGUCAAAAAUAAGCAUUGCAAGACCUAGCAUGGUCUUUAAAACACCCAGAGCAAUGAGGACCCCCAGUGCUAAGUCAGCCGCUGGUAAAACUGGUGAUAUGAGUGCUUUUGAUUUUACCACUGAAGUUCCCGAUAUUACAGUAAGCUCCACACCACUGACCACAACCAAAGCCACAGCUGCCAGCCGUUCUGGGGUGACAAAGUCAAAAACUGCACCAAAGGGCUCAUUCCAGGUUUUUGAAGAUUCUUCUCCUCAACAAGAAAAACCUGUAACUGUUCCUGCUGCACCCAAACGGACGAAACGCUCACGCUUUAAGGUUGAGUUUAGUGAUGAAAGUGAUGCUGAGACAGCCCCUCCUCCUGUAGAGGUGAAGUCAGAGAAAAAGCGAUCUGUUUCAUCUGCAUCUAAAACCCCGUCUGCACCAAAGCCAGCUACAAAAGUCUCUCUAAAUCCAGCAGCAGUGAAGGAUGCACCCAGAAAGCCAAGAGCUGUCAAAAAAAGCACUGCCCUCUGCGCCAGCGGCCCCUCCUCUGAAGAAGAACUGGGUGCACCUUCUCAGUCACUGCCACGACGGGGACGAUCAAGAAAAGCUCAAAAUUCAAAUGGUGUGGAGCCACCAGAGCGGAUGAGGAUGAUCAAAGAAGAUGAAGAUGAAGAGGGUCUGGACAUCAGCUUAGAGAACCUUCAAGAAUCUGACUCCGAGACACAAAACACAGGGAGUCCUGCAGAUGGCCAGGAUACAGACUUUGAGGUGCUAAGGAGAGACCUAGGAGCAGAUUUGAACCGAGAUUGCGUAAAUGAGCUCAGAAGCAUUGGACAGAAUGGAGUGGGAGGUCAUGCAUCAUUACCACACACGCAUGUAGCACCAGCUGAGCUGUCUUUAGAGGUGGUCCGGUCACUCCUGUGCUCUGCUUGGGUCCUUCUGCAUCAUUUUCCAAGCCCCUCCCUCUACCCUCACCUGUGCUCACUGCUGGCCCAGUUGCUAGGUCUUUCUGAUCCCCUCACCACAGCCAUGCUUCACGCUCAGUCAAUGGGCGUGUCCACUCGACAUCACAUGACCCGGUACCUGGCAAAUCGGCUAAGGAAAUUAAAGAAGUCCAGUGGUGAUAUAGUGGAGAAUCUGAGUGCUUUGAGCCUAGAGGAGUCUUCCCUACAGUCACAGAUGAAAACACUGUCUGCCCUGGAGAGCAUCUACUCCUUCAGCUUAACACAAUCUGCACAUUUCCCAAAUACACACUGCCAGGAAUUCACACAGCAGCUCAAAGACCUGCCAGCAGGUGUAACAGUCUGUUUACUCUCGCUUGUUGCUGUGUCUCCUGGUGAGAUUGGCAGUACCAUUCUUCUCACACGCCUGGAGCAUGACUGUGAUCCCAUCACCAUCAGGAUCCCGACAGCACACAGACCUCGCUCGAUGCCUGUUUUGCUGGAGGAGAUGGAGGGAGUGCUCCAGGGGCAGAAGGAAGUGAGCAAUGUGGCAGAUAAAGUUCAGUGGUGGGAUUGCAGGAAGGCCCUGGAUGCUCGAGUACAGAGACUGCUUGAGGAGAUGGAGGAGGCCUUAGGGAUAUGGCGAGCUUUGCUCCUCCCCUUGACUUCUGACCCUAAACUUCAAGUUCAGCUUGAAACUCUCCAAGCCUCGAUAGAAGGAGCAAAGAUCACUUCGGGCAUGCUUAAGGUGGUUCUUUCUGCAGCUCCUCUGCUCUCUCAAUCAGACCUACACUCAUUGGCUGAGGGUGCAGGUCUGAUGGAGGGAAAUUUCCUGAAGCUUCUACAGAAGGGUGUGUCUGAACUGAAAGGGAGGGAAGAGCCUCAAGGACAUACAGUUCUAAUCUUAGACAAGUACCUUCAAAGGUUGCCAUGGGAGAACAUCUCUUGUUUGAGGCCUCGCUCUGUCUCCCGCAUGCCUUCUUUACAGGCUGUACUAGGACAUGGCCAUCUCCAAAAGAUGAAUUCAGACUGUGUGCUGUCACGUGGUGUAGAUCCCCAGCAAGUUUAUUUUGUAUUGAACCCAGAUGGAAACCUGCCUGAGACUGAAAAGCGCUUCAGAGAUUGGUUUACUAGUGAGAAGACAUGGCAGGGAGUGUGUGGAGUUUCUCCUGAUCCUGAUAAACUACAGGAAGCAAUAACCACCAAAGACUUGUAUAUUUAUGUAGGACAUGGAGCAGGGGCACGCUUCCUGGAUGCUCAGAGGGUGAUGAAGGGACCCGUGCAAGCGGCGGCUCUGCUUUUUGGCUGCAGUAGUGCAGCACUUAGUGUGCAGGGCUGCCUCGAGGGAACCGGCAUCAUCCUUAGCUACCUCAUCGCUGGAUGCCCGUUGGUGUUGGGGAACUUGUGGGAUGUAACUGAUCGUGACAUUGAUCGGUUCACUUCCGCCCUGUUACAGUCUUGGCUGUCUGGCGGUUCAGGUUCUUCUUUACUUCAGCACCUCAGUACCUCGCGAGAUGCCACACACCUCAAGCACAUGAUUGGUGCUGCACCAAUUGCAUAUGGCCUACCUGUACACCUACAAUAGACCUGAAGCUAGAGUAGAUGUGUUCAGUCACAGUAUUCAGAUUUUGAAGCAAACUGUGUAUAGUUUUGGAUUUGUUUAUAAUAUCAAGUGUGGUAUGGCUGAUGCAUACUUACCAACACUGAGCCAUUUAAAAUUUCAGCUUCAUGUGGAAUUCUUUAAUGUUUAAUAUAUGCAUGUGUGAUUUUCUUAAACUUUUAUAAACGUUUUUAGAAAUAUUGUAUUUAAAUUGUUAAGCCUUUUUUAAUUUGUGCAAGUAAGGAAAUGUGAAAUUUUCUGUUUUUAACUCUCAGUCUUAAAUUGUGCAACAAAUGCAUAAGAUACAUUAAAUUCAUGGAAACAUU
Molecule: messenger RNA, 7106 nt
Organism: Astyanax mexicanus (Mexican tetra)
Lineage: Eukaryota; Metazoa; Chordata; Actinopteri; Characiformes; Acestrorhamphidae
Gene: espl1
Product: extra spindle pole bodies like 1, separase
Exons: 32
Coding region: 175-6765 (2196 amino acids)
Biological process (GO): meiotic chromosome separation; proteolysis
Cellular component (GO): mitotic spindle; cytoplasm; nucleus
Molecular function (GO): cysteine-type endopeptidase activity
Source: RefSeq, a predicted model, not a curated record